AUGGCGGCGUACUCCAGCAAGUUCUUCAAGAUCGGAAGCUGCGACGGGCAGAAGGUCGUCGACGGCGAAGUGAUGCCGUUAGUGCUGGAGCCGGCGGACCCGGCGAAGAAGGACGUCGAGUCGCUGGUGGAGGCGUUGGGGAACAACAAGGAGUGGUUCGACCAGAUGAUCACCAAAAACAGCGCCGUUUUGCUGCGGGGCUUCGACGUGGGAAACGCCGUCAACUUCAACGACGUCGUGGAGGCCUGUGACUGGGAGGACAUCCGCUACGUUGGGCCGGCUCCCCGGACCCAUAUCCACAAGCGGAUCUGGACCGCCAACGAGGGCCCCUUGUCCGAGUUCAUCUACUACCACCACGAGAUGGUCCUGAUAAAGGAGUUCCCCAAGAAAGUGAUACUGUUCUGCGAGAUUCCUCCGCCGGAAGGAGGAGAGACGCCGUUUGUGCCGAGCUUCAAAGUGACGGAGAAGAUGCUCGAGGAGUUCCCGGAAGAAGUCGAGGAGAUAGAGAAGAGAGGUCUGAUGUACUCUUUCUCUGCACCUACUCGAAACACCACUGCUUCCAUGAGAGGACGAGGUUGGGAGGAUGCUUUUGCUACAUCCGACAAGCAGGAAGCCGAACGCAGGGCCAAUGCUCUAGGGAUGGAAAUCGAGUGGCUCGCAGAUGGAGGUGCGAAGACGAUACUGAGGCCAAGGGCGCUGACGAGGGUGUUCGAAGGGAGGAACGGGAGGAGGAUGUGGUUCAACACCGUGGUGGGGAUGCAUGGGAAGGAGCAGAGCUCGGCAACAAUGGCGGACGGGACGGAGUUGCCAUUGAAGUUGGUGAAGAGGUGUGAGGAGAUCAUAGAGGAAGAGAGCAUCCAGUUCAAAUGGCAGAAGGGGGAUGUUGCCUUCUUCGAUAACUGGGCUUUGCUCCAUGGCAGGAGGCCUUCUCUGCCUCCAAGGAAAGUGCUCGUCGCUACUUGCAAGUGA
Messenger RNA from Linum tenue, 969 nucleotides. NCBI's taxonomy places the organism in Eukaryota, Viridiplantae, Streptophyta, Magnoliopsida, Malpighiales, Linaceae. The record is from the annotation of a GenBank genome assembly.